Molecule: messenger RNA, 1343 nt
Organism: Amoebophrya sp. A25
Lineage: Eukaryota; Dinophyceae; Syndiniales; Amoebophryaceae
Source: the annotation of a GenBank genome assembly
UGAGACAGCUGCUCUCGUGCGUCAAGAGAGUUCGAUAACAGCAAGAUCGAAGUUGUGUGGAGAAGAUGAUGCGGCGUUGCAGGCUUAUCGAGGGUGUUUGUCUAAUUGCGCGCUCGCAGAUUUGAAAUUAGCGCGGUUGAAUGCGACGUCAGAGUCGGUAUUUGCUCGCAGUGCUGUCCGAGUCACGACUGAGCUGCUAUCAGCCACCGCUUUUGGUCGCUCGCUGUGCUCUCCACUACCCUCUGCGUGCGUGGCGCAACAACAGGGGACCACUCCCGAGUGCGAGGAGGACCUCAAAAAUACAUCUCCGUCGGGCCAGGAAGGAAAGGCUCUUUUUCGUCGAGCUCAGGCGCGAGAACUGUUGUGCGAAUUCGAUGAUGCACUAGGCGAUGCACGGCUGCUCAUGUCCCAAGUCGACGGAAAGAACAAAGAGUUCAUAGCCUUGGCGCAUCACAUCAAGGAUGCACGUGCGGCACGAAAGCAAGCCGCCGCGAGUGGUCCAAAGCGCGAACAACAGAAAGCCAAGAAGAGCGCCUUGUUCUUUGGUGGAGGCGAAGAUGACAAAAAUGCAAAAAAUACGUCGAGUACUACCACUUUGACGAACCAAAAAACAGAGAAGACACAGCAGGUAGAGCACUCUAAUAACGAGAACAAGGAAAACUACAAGAACAACAGUUUUUCCGAGAUGGAAGCUAUUCCUCGUGGGCUCUCUCCAAUGGAUGUUGCGCGUCGUCAGGGUCAUGGUGAGAUUGUCAGCAUUCUAGAGGAGCAUCAGAACAAACUUGCGCGGGAACGAGAAGUGCGCCACCAGGAGAGACGUGACGCUGGAUGCCUCAAUAGCGACUCAGAUGCAGAAGACGCUGAAGAUCGCUAUCUCCUGAAAAAGUACAGAACAAGCCAGCUGAUGAAGGACGAAGAGGCCGCAAAACAGGUCGUCAUGCCGGCUUGACGAUGUCGACAACAACAACAACAACAACAACAUCUGCAGAUGAAAUGAAUUGAAGUCUUUACCCGCCCACUUUCUUAGUAGUCUCACGCAGAACUUGGACUUGUACUUGGUUUUGACAUAAAAUCACAAGUAAUACCCGUAGCCUAGUUUUUACGUUUAGUCUCCCUAGGAUAAAGUUCUCGUCUUCAUCAGACUGGCAGCUCCUGUCCCCGUUUUUGGAGUCCCCGAGGCAUCCCCUCCGUUGCUUGCUGAGACCGCGAUGAUCCUUGUGUGUCUUGGAAGCGAAUAGAAACCUGUUUUCUUCGAUGAAUGCGUUGAUGAGAAACAUAUUUAUAAUGAAGGCGCAACUUCUUCUUCUAUCCUCAAUCUGAAUAAAGGUUGUCCUUGUCGUGCC